Molecule: messenger RNA, 927 nt
Organism: Folsomia candida
Lineage: Eukaryota; Metazoa; Arthropoda; Collembola; Entomobryomorpha; Isotomidae
Exons: 6
Coding region: 274-927 (217 amino acids)
Molecular function (GO): protein binding
Source: RefSeq, a predicted model, not a curated record
AAACCGAGAAUAAGAAGGUAUUUUAAGAGUAAGUUCAGUUGCUCUAAAUCUAGUAAGCGAUCCUUCUAACUCUGAAAAAACCAUACUUGGCAAUAACUUAAAAAUGAGUCCACAUCUACCCCCAUUAAAGUUAGGAGAACUUCAUUGCGAGUAAGCCUACCGCAAUUCACCCGCCCUUCUUGAUUUGCACUUUGGACUUUAUUAGUCUAUUCCAGAUUUACACAUUUCCCUCAUUUAUUCCGGAAUUUACAUUCCUAUUUUUAAAAUUCCAAAAUGUGUGAUGCGGAGAUUCAAAGAUUGUUAACUCAACUUAAUCUUGGAAAAUACUGUCAGUUGUUUAAAGACAACAAUCUAACCGACGAUUCUUUACAACACCUUCAAAAAGAUGACCUCAUCCACGUCGUUCCAGUCCUUGGUGAUCGGAUUCUGAUAUGGAAUGGAAUAAAUAAGUUGCAGUCUGAUUCGCGCGUCGAAGACGACAAUCAAAGUUUGUUCACUUCCUCAUUGAUAAGCAACCGAGAACUUCUUGAACGAGGACUAAGAUUACCAACCGACAUUCUGCUAUCCAAAAGGGCAGAAUUAUCCUCCCCAUCAUCUUCUAUUACUCAUCAGCAACUACCUUCAAGUCAAACGAUUUUUCUUGAAGUAAUCAGAGAGAACGAACCGUUAAGCCAAAAUUCCACUGCAUCAACUUCAGAUUCCAUAGAAUUGGCCACCACUUCUGGUUCCUCAUUCACAAGACCAGUGGAAUCCAGCCCGAGCGCUCCCAUACAUGAACAUCGAUUUUAUAAUUUCGAUAUUGAUGCGGUUUUGCGAAAAAAUGAUGCAGUGAAGCAUAUACUAUUUCAGAAGAUCCCAGCCAAGAAAAUGGUGGUUAAGGAUGACCGUCAGACCAUCGCCGCCAGUACUGGUGGAUGCUAUCAUUGA